UAUCGCUUGUGGUCGAAUGCCGUCUUUUGCAAACACUCCUUCUUGCAGACGUUUGUGUGAGCGCUGUAAAAAUCUUUAAGCUUUAUGUCCAGUUACAUUUCAGUGACAUAACUAGCGCACCAUAAUAUAUCAAGUUUAAUUCAUCGCAUCUUAGUGAAGGUCAUCAUACCAGAUUCAACAUUUUACCCACCCAAGCACGAAGCAUGGAUUAAUCAACAUGUUUUCAAUUUCAUGGGAGAGUAUUCCAGUGAAAGUAGAAUACCCCAUUCUUGAAGCACUUAUGUCUACGGUAUAUGUGUAAACUAGUUUUGCAAAUGCAUACAUUUUGUGUGAAUUCGUUUUGAGUGGAAGUUUUAUUGCUUUAAGAAGUAGGCACCAAUGCUGAGCUACACAUAAGCCAACAUCAGUCAAAAACAGUUAUGCUAAUGAGCAUGAGCUGUACUUGAAAUGAACGGAAUUCGCUCAAACCGUAAACCAAACACAGAAAUGGAGAACACUACUAUCAUUCGUACGAAAUAUCCAUCCGCAAGAACGAGAACGCACUUGGUACCGGUAUGUAGACACCUUUCAGCACAUGAGAGUUGCAGGAAUAGCAUCCGAGUUUCGCCAUGUUCAACACCCCAAACCCCAUUAAGAUGGUAGAAAGAAGUCAACGAAUGCUACGAGAACCAUGUUACGGGGAUAUCAACGUUCGAAAGAAUGGAAAAUGCAAAGACUCCAGCGCGCAAACAUAUCGUCGGACGAUCGCAACCAACGUGGAAUGAAGGAAAACGCAUUAAGAAUCCAACCAGCAGCAAACACGUUGAAGGUGGAAAUGAGUCAAAGAGCAAAAUCCUAUCGCUGAUGGUGCGUCUUGAGAGGAACUGGUGUAUCGUCGAACCGCACACACUCGAUGAUGGCAUCGGCCCAUCAAGCUCCUAGCGCAUGCCUCGAUCCGCUGACCACCACAUUUGUAUCCAGUCUGUGUCCGGAAGAAGAUCGCGUUCGACCGACCCGUUGCGUUGUGUGUCGUGAAGUGUUUUGCAAAGGGAGGUGGAUAGAUACCCGUGAACCUGAUCUGUUGUAUUUGCUGUUUGCCUUCAGUCUUCUUCGAUACAGCUGCAAGAGUGCUCAUCGUGACAUAAGCGUUUCCGUGAUCAUCGAUAUUUAGAACUUAUAGAAAGUGAGAGAGCUUAACAAUGAAUCAUCGUAACGUAGUGUUUGCACUGUUUUUGGUGCUAGCUGUCGUUUUCGUACGUGCAGAAACUGGUUUUUACGUGCCCAAAGCGUACUACACGAUUGACGAACAUGGUUAUAAAUCCCCACUCAUCUACAUUGACAGUAUUCCGCAAAUAUUCCAGCGUGUUCGACGAUCCGCUCAACUUCCUACAGUCCCCAACUUUGGUUUUCCGGUGAAUUUUCCUGCGUUCCAGUUCCCAAAUCCUGCACAGGGUGGCAACUUCCAGUCAGUAUCUAUUACCAGCGGAGGCGGUGGUUUGAACAAUCGAUUCGAUGAAAAUGGACAGUCGGCACCAGGUGGAACCACUAUUAACACAUUCUCGUCUCAAAAUGGACAGGUUACUCAAAUGACCCACCAUAUCGACAAGGACGGCAAAGUCACUACUCAUACCAACAAGAACAACAACAAGAAGAACUAAAAGCAGAUCGAUAACCGCGAGUAUUUUUUCAACAAUAAACUCCCAAAUCAAUACUUUGGCAAGCUGUAUCGAUUCAUGUUGUGAAGCAAUCCCAAUUCGCCAUGUGACCACUGCUCUUUUUCGCAAAACGACGAUACACUUUUGACUAGCAUAAAUAAUAUUAUUGUGUUUGUGUGUGUACUUUGUACUAGUGCCUAUUAUGGUAGUAUUCGGCUGGAGUAUGUAUAGUAUUUAAAAAUGAAAUAAAAAUACAAAAAGUAACAACCAA
Messenger RNA from Anopheles funestus (African malaria mosquito), 1905 nucleotides. RefSeq lists its product as uncharacterized. The coding region runs from base 1179 to 1637 and encodes 152 amino acids. The transcript is spliced from 7 exons. Lineage: Eukaryota; Metazoa; Arthropoda; Insecta; Diptera; Culicidae. The record is from RefSeq and is a predicted model, not a curated record.